CAGGAGUCAGUUGGUGUAUACAAUGUUCCUGAGGCAACCAGGAACCUUACUCAAGACAAAGUGACCAGUACUGCCCCAUUGAUCAUUGAUUGUGCCGGGACCACUGCCCAGUGACCCUCUCUUCAUUCUUCCCCCUUCCUGCUCAGCCAGGCAGUGGGCACCAUGGCACAAACGGAUGUGCUCCUGACCAAGGAGCCAGCCCCACAGUCAAUACAGGCCUGUGAGCUGCCCCACAAACAGUAUGAUGUGGCCUGCAAUACUGGCGCCUACACAUCAUCCGGGCUGGCCACCGCCGGCUUCCGCACAGCCAAGUACCUGAUGGAUGAGUGGUUUCAGAACUGUUAUGCCCGCUACCACCAGGCCUUUGCAGACCGGGACCACUCUGAGCGGCAGCGGCAUGAGAGCAGGCAGCUGGCAGCGGAGACAGGGGCGCUGGCCCGGCGCACACAGCAGGACUCCACACGAAGGGUUGGGGAGCGCCUGGAGGACAUGCAUUGCUGGAAGUCAGAGCUGCAGCGAGAGAUAGAGGAGCUGUCUGCCGAAACUGACCUGAUGUUGGCCCAGAAACUGCGGCUAUCCCGCGCCUUGGAUGCCAUGGCUAUACCCUUCUCCAUUGCCACCGACAACCUACAGUGCCGAGAACGCCGCCAGCACCCAGACCUUGUGCGGGACUACGUGGAGGUGGAGCUCCUAAAGGAAGCUGAACUCAUCAGGAACAUCCAGGAGCUCCUGAAGAGGACUAUCUCGCAAGCCGUGGGCCAGAUACGGCUGAACAGGGAACACAAGGAGACCUGUGAGAUGGACUGGUCAGACAAAGUAGAGGUCUACAACAUCGACGACACCUGCACCCGCUACAACAACGAGAGCACCCAGGUGCAGUUCCACCCGCAUUCCAGCAAGUUCGAGGAGAGUGCCUCCACUCCCGAGACGUGGGCCAAGUUCACUCAGGACAACCUGCUUCGAGCCGAACGUGAGCGGCUCGCCUCGGCUAACCUGCGGAAGUUAAUUGACUGCAUCCUGCGGGAUACCGCCGAGGACCUGCGGCUGCAGUGCGAUGCAGUGAACAUGGCUUUCGAACGCCGCUGCGAAGAGCUGGACGACGCCUGCCACAAGCUGAAGUACCACCUGCAGAAGACGCUGAGGGAGAUCACGGACCAGGAGCACGAGGUGGCAGCCCUGAAGCAGGCCAUCAAGGACAAGGAGGCCCCUCUGCGUGUGGCCCAGACUCGCCUGUACCAGCGGUCACACAGGCCCAAUGUGGAGCUGUGCCGGGAUGCGGCACAGUUCAGGUUGCAGACUGAGGUGGAGGAGCUGUUCAUGUCCCUCAAGGCACUGAAGGAGAAGCUUCAGGACUCAGAGCAGGCGCUGCGGAACCUGGAGGACACACGCAUGAGCCUGGAGAAGGACAUCGCGGUCAAGACCAACAGCCUCUUCAUCGACCGCCAGAAGUGUAUGACCCACCGCAGCCGCUACCCCAGUGUCCUCCAGCUGGCUGGCUACCAGUGACUGGGGCUGGCACCUGGCCACACGGUCUCAUCCAAAUAAAGAGCGCCUUAGUUUUCCA
This is a messenger RNA of Mesocricetus auratus (golden hamster), 1564 nucleotides long. RefSeq names its product tektin 4 (gene Tekt4). The record is from RefSeq and is a predicted model, not a curated record. The coding region runs from base 163 to 1506 and encodes 447 amino acids. The transcript is spliced from 6 exons. Gene Ontology annotation, biological process: cilium movement involved in cell motility; cilium assembly. Gene Ontology annotation, cellular component: microtubule cytoskeleton; sperm flagellum; nucleus. Lineage: Eukaryota; Metazoa; Chordata; Mammalia; Rodentia; Cricetidae.